CAGAAACCCACCAGCAAUGCGAGUGGUGCUCACAGUACCGUUGCUCCUCGCAGCUCACGCUGUAGCCCGCAAGUCUCUGUCCAUUGGAACUCAGCUUCCUCACGCAUAUUACUCCUCCGAAUCUACCUCGUACAUCCAUGACACAGCUAUCGACCCUUCCGACCCAUAUAGCGUUGCGAGCGCGUUUCUUCGCGACGUGCUCGGCUCCGAUGUCUCCUACAUCAUUCGUGGAGACUCAUAUACGGACGCCGUCAGCGGCAUUACUCACAUAUACGCGCGUCAGCUUGUCAACGGGCUCGAUGUCGCGAACGCUCACAUCAACUUGAACAUUCGUGACGGCGUCAUUUUGUCUCAUGGGAACUCCUUCUACACCGGUCCUCAGCUAUCCUGGCCCGAAGGUGCUUCCUCCACAUUCGAUCCUUACCUUGCCUACUGUGAGGGUCUUCAGAAGCGAUUGAACGGAUUGCUGGCCGUUCAGACUCCCCAUGCUGCUAGUCAGGUCUACCUCGGCCAGCAGUUCAACAAGGAAGCUCGCGUUCUGAAUAAGCGCGUGGAGACGUACUGCGCCCACGUCCACACAUCGUCUAACGCAUUCCGAGAGCUGGGACCCAGUGCAGAGACCGCUCUGCUGUAUUUCAUUGUAGCUGCUACCGCCGAUCCAUCUGUGUCAGAGUCCAUUCUCAACAAUCCACGUCAACAUCUGCAAGCGAUUCAAGUUGACGCUCUUCAGGACACAGGUGCCUACAGCAUCUCAGGUGCCCCCGGUACCAUCAAUGACGUCGCUACUCGUCUUGUGUACGUUCAAGUGUCGGACGAUACUGGGGAUACUGUCCUGACGCUUGCUCAUCGCUUCCGAGUCGAUCUACCACUGAACUCGUACGAGGCGUACGUCUCAGUCAGCUCACCCCACCGCAUUCUCUCCGUCGUCGACUACGCUUCCGAUGGCGAUCCGCACACAGAUACUAUCCAUAGCAGUGACAUCAACUCUGCACCAUCCAGGAAGUUCGUCACACAGCAUGGCGACUCACUUGCACCAAGGAGGCGCCCUAUUCCCGACGUCCCCCUGCCAAAGCUGGCUCCUUCCACCUACAAGGUCUUCCAGUGGGGAUACAAUGACCCGUCGGAGGCGCUGAAAAAGGCUGGAAUCCUCCCUGGCGAUCCGUCCGCCCCUCCGUACGGCGAAGCACAGUCGUUGCAGAAGGAGAACAUUGACUCUGUUGCCGCUCGUGCGGGUUGGCAUACCAUGCCCAAGUGCAGAGUCCCUGGAGUGUUCGCCCAGUGCUGGAAAGCAGACACGCCAGAAAACUGGUGGUACACUACCGACACCACUCUCGGCAAUAACGUUUUCGUGCAGGAGGACUGGAGUGGGAGUGGCGGCUAUUCAGACCACAAGCGGCCUGUGGGCACACUUGCCGAGGGUACCGACGGCGGCGGCCGAGUUUUCGAGUUUGGCUAUAAUCCUGUCGCAUCUGCAGACGAUACUGACACAGCGAAACGCGAGAUUGCCCGUUCGUACAUGGGUGCAUCUGCUACGCAAGCAUUCUAUACUGCGAACAUGGUGCAUGACCUUUUUUACCGAUAUGGCUUCGAUGAAGUUGCAGGGAAUUUCCAGCAGUGGAAUUUCCAGGUCGGUCUCGAAGAUAAAGGCAUCGAUAAUGAUCCCGUCAUCUUGGGUGUCCAGAAAGGCGACGCGUACAACUGGGGAUUCAUGAAUGCGCCGGAAGACGGGCUGCCCGGGCGAUGCGAAGUUUCCAUCUUCGAUAUGUCCGACCCGUACCGGGAUAGCGCGAUGUCGGCUGGCCUCGUCAUUCACGAGCUAACUCACGGGCUGACGUCGCGGCUUGCCGGCGGGCCUGGGGUGCCUGGUUGUUUGCACCUUGGCGAAAGUAAGGGUAUGAGUGAAGGCUGGAGUGACUAUGUUGCGACCACAGUUCGCGCUACGGAUCCGCGCGCUGACUACGUGACGGGCGAUUGGAUUAUGAAUAAUACGGGAGGCGCGAGGAGGUACCCCUACACUCUCAGCUGCACAACUAACCCAACGACAUACGAAACCGUUACGGAGUACACUGGUGAAGACGAUGUCGACCAUGCCGUCGGACUGGUGUGGGGCAACAUGCUCUGGACCGCCUCCGCGAUCCUCUCCGACAAACACGGCUUCUCCACAACCCUCUUUCCCCCCGCCCCUCUUCCCGACGGCUCGCUCCCCUCGAGCGCAUUUGAAGGGCCCGACAGCUUCUACCUCCCUCGCACGACCAACCCCAGCACGGGCAAGCUCAACCCGCCCGUUCCGCGCCACGGCAACACGCUCGCGCUGCAGAUCGUGAUCAACGGAUUAAAGCUCAUGCAGUGCCCCGUGCCGAGCUUCCUGGACGGGCGCCGGACCAUUCUGGAGGCGGACCAGCACCUGACGGGCGGCGCGAACGAGUGCGAGCUGUGGGCGGCGUUCGCUGCGCGUGGCCUCGGUGAUGAUGCGAAGGUUGAGCAGAAGGGCCCAUUGGCGGGCGACUAUGAGAGGACAAACGGAUUCAAGGUUCCGGAGAAGUGUGUGGAGGUUGUGAAGAAGUAUGGUGAGCCCUGCCGCAAGGCUUGAGGACGUGCAUAGGCAUGCAUGAAAGCGAGCCCGUGCACCGUAGUAUCGAAAUGAAGUAUGUGACUGUAAAGAUUGCUGUGAUAGUCUCGCCGCGUUUGCUUAAAUAAAGAGAAGCUUUCUCCUACAUAACGGUAU
Molecule: messenger RNA, 2725 nt
Organism: Coniophora puteana RWD-64-598 SS2
Lineage: Eukaryota; Fungi; Basidiomycota; Agaricomycetes; Boletales; Coniophoraceae
Exons: 8
Coding region: 17-2590 (857 amino acids)
Molecular function (GO): metalloendopeptidase activity; zinc ion binding
Source: RefSeq, a predicted model, not a curated record